Aspergillus calidoustus is the source of this 1945-nucleotide messenger RNA. The record is from the annotation of a GenBank genome assembly. NCBI's taxonomy places the organism in Eukaryota, Fungi, Ascomycota, Eurotiomycetes, Eurotiales, Aspergillaceae.
CUUUCUUUCUUUCUUUCUUUCUUCCCCUUCGCAUCUUCCUGCUUUCCCUCUUGCAGCCGGAGAGAUCUCGGCUCGGCAGUCUUGAUGCAUGCGCGUACCCCGAAGCUGCCCGUUCGGCAGCUUUUCAUUCUCUCAAUAUGUCGCUUUGCAGAGCCAAUUGCCCUGACCUCUUACCUUCCGUAUCUCCCCGAAAUGAUCGAGAGCGUCGGCGUCCCCAAAGCCGAGGUUGCAAAAUGGGCAGGCCUGACCACGGCCAUUUCGUCCUUCGCCCAGGCCUUUAUGGCUGUUUACUGGGGUACGGCAUCAGAUCGAUUCGGUCGUAAACCGAUCAUCCUGCUCGGUUUGACCUUUACCAUGAUCUUCUCGCUAGCGUUCGGUCUCUCAAAGUCUCUGGCUAUGUUGGUUAGCUGCCGCGGUAUGAUUGGCUUUAUGAAUGGGAACGUGGGCAUCAUUCGGACGGCUGUUGCGGAGAUGGUGACGGAUAAGGAGCUGCAGCCUCGAGCCUUCAGCGUGAUGCCCAUGGUUUGGACGGUGGGCUCAAUUUUCGGACCGGCCUUUGGAGGUUCGCUUUCUCGCCCGUCGGAAAAGUAUCCGGGGGUCUUUGGUCACUCGAAAUUCUUCCAAGAGUAUCCCUUUUUCUUGCCGAAUCUGCUUUCUGGAGUAUUCUUUGUCAUUGGUAUCUCGACUGGCUUCUUGUUUCUUCAUGAAACACUGGCGGCGAAGCAAGGCCAUCGCGACCCUGGCAUAGUCCUUGGCCGGGUCCUAACUCGUUCCUGUACACGUCGGCCUGAGAAGGCCAGUCUGAUUGAGUCGGACGACGAGAGAACCCCUUUGCUAGGCGAGAAUCACCCUGCCAAAUCGCCACAAGAUCAGCCCGAAGUAAAGAAGCACGGCUGGCGCGAGGUACUAAGCCCACAGUCUACCCUCGUUCUGUUAGCAUACUCCUUGAUGUCAGUACAUACGAUGGCAUUCGAGUCAAUGUUGCCUGUUUUUCUCCAUAACCCUCCCCAGAACAUACAGGACAAUCCGAACGUGCAGCUCCCCUUCAAAUUCGUGGGUGGCUUUGGCAUGGACGCUCAAGAGAUUGGAAUGUUCUACACGCUAACAGGUAUCAUUGGUAUGGUGAUGCAAUUCUAUGUAUUCCCCGCCUGCGCAACCCGAUUUGGCGUGAUCAAUUGUGUCAAGGCCACAUCCUUCGUCUUCCCCAUCCUCUACCUUGUCACCCCGUACAUAGCACUCGUCCCCGAGUCCAUGCGCAACGUCACAGUCUUCUUCGUGGUCCUAACCAAGCUGACGGCCUCGAUAUUCAACUUCCCCAGCAUCACAAUCCUACUCACCAACUCUGCCAGCAGCCUUAGUAUCCUCGGUACGCUGAACGGUGUUGCUACGAGUGUGAGUGCUGUUGGGCGCGCGGCGGGGCCGGCCCUGCUGGGACCAGUGUUCUCGCUCGGGGUCAAGAUGGGCUACGUUAUCCUUCCCUGGUGGUUGCUCGCGUGCGUUGCUUGUCUCGCGGCGAUUCCGGUCCCGUUCAUCGUCGAGGGUGAAGGUUUCCAGGUACAAGCUGCUGCUUUAGAGACAGGCCCGGAGCCAAUUGCCGUGGAGUCGCAAACUGUCAAGCACACUGACAGUCGAGCCAGGGAAUAAUUCCAGGUACGGAUUACCCGCAGUCCUACCUCACCCAAAUAUCCACAAAAAUAUCCAGCACGCGAAUAAGGACAACAGAAUGGUACUGCAAAACGAUAUACGAGAAUCACGGCAUUGGAUAUGAUUAAAAGUUAUCGAAAAAUAAGCAUAUGAGAUUCGAGUAUAAGCAUGAGCAUGAGCAUGAGCAUCUGACGUAUAUAGCAUUUAACCACCGACAUAGAUUGAUGCGAGCAAUUUAUAGAAAAGUACUUUGCAUAUAUAGCGAAUCAAAUUGAUUCUGGACAUAUCUCAUCAAAUUUCU